Messenger RNA from Physeter macrocephalus (sperm whale), 578 nucleotides. RefSeq names its product leukocyte specific transcript 1 (gene LST1). Gene Ontology annotation, biological process: cell morphogenesis; dendrite development; immune response. Lineage: Eukaryota; Metazoa; Chordata; Mammalia; Artiodactyla; Physeteridae. The coding region runs from base 19 to 312 and encodes 97 amino acids. Gene Ontology annotation, cellular component: membrane. The transcript has 4 exons. The record is from RefSeq and is a predicted model, not a curated record.
UCUUCAGUCCCCAACCUCAUGCCAGCUUGUGAGGCAACAGUGACAUGGCCUUACCUAUAUGGGGGCCUAGGGCUGGGGGGGUUCCUGCUCCUCGUUGUGGUCGUCCUGUCCGUCUGCCUGUGUCAGCUCCGUGGGAGAGUGAGGAGACUGGAGAGGAGCUGGGCCCAGCUCUCGCAACAGGAGCCCCACUAUGCGUCCCUGCUGAGGCUGCCUGAACCGGAAGGACCUGACCUCGGCAACCAAGAAAGGGAAGGCAGCAAGGAGGACCCCAGCACGGACUAUGCCUGCAUUGCCAAGAACAAACCCAUCUGAGCACCCCCAGGUGCCUCGUCCAACCCAGGCGGGUGGUCAGGGCCAUCCUGUGGUUCACCCAGUAAAGAAGACCAUGGUCUCGCCACCCUCUGUGUCUCAGGCUUCUCUAUCCACCUCAAGCCCCAGCUCAACAGGGCCACCAUCAAGACCUAAGCAACUUACCCUCCCACCCAUUCUUACCCACCAGGGAUUCACUGGGUGAAGGAGAGUGUUUAGGGACCCAAGCUCCCCUGAAGGCCAGAAAAGAGCAUUUGUCUGUGGGUCAU